GUGUGCAUCCAUAUGUUGAUUACGAUUUGAAUUUAUGUCGUCUAUUUUCAUUUCCUUUAAUUGAUAACGAAGCUAACCAAGAUUUAUCAAACGUGCGACAAUGGUGGAAAAAUUGCGUAGAUACGAGAAAAUCGACUUUUUAGGAGAAGGACAGUUUGCAACUGUAUAUAAAGCAAAAGAUAAUGAAGAUGAUAAAAUCGUAGCUGUAAAAAAGAUUAAAGUUGGAAGUCGUGCAGAAGCUAAGGAUGGCAUAAACAGAACAGCCCUAAGGGAGAUCAAGCUGUUGCAAGAAUUAAAACAUGAAAAUGUUAUCGGAUUGUUAGAUGUUUUUGGACACAAGUCAAACGUGUCACUUGUAUUCGAUUUUAUGGACACAGACUUAGAAGUGAUAAUAAAAGACGUUACCAUAGUGUUGACAUCAGCUAACAUUAAAGCAUACAUGAUUCAAACACUUAAAGGCCUCGACUACCUCCACUUUAAUUGGAUUCUUCACAGAGAUUUAAAACCAAAUAAUCUACUUGUCAAUAGCGAGGGUGUUCUCAAGAUCGGUGACUUUGGACUGGCCAAGUUUUUUGGAUCUCCAAAUCGAAUUAAUACUCACCAGGUGGUAACAAGGUGGUACCGAGCACCGGAGUUAUUAUACGGUGCAAGAUUAUAUGGCACUGGAAUAGAUAUGUGGGCAAUUGGAUGUAUAUUGGCAGAACUUCUCUUACGAAUACCAUUUCUACCUGGGGAAUCGGAUCUAGAUCAGCUGACCAGAAUAUUUCAGACUUUGGGUACACCAACGGAAGAGACAUGGCCAGGGAUGACGGAAUUACCUGACUUCAUUCAGUUUAAGCCAUUUUGUGGAACUCCGCUCAAACACAUAUUUACAGCAGCUGGAGAUGAUUUGUUGGACUUAAUAGCGAGUCUGUUAAAUGUGAAUCCGUUGGCGAGAUGUACGUGCGAUCAAGCUCUUCAGAUGCCGUACUUUAGUAAUAAACCAGCUCCGACUCCAGGACCCAAGUUGCCUCUACCAACAAUUGUUAAAUAUCAACCGGAAGAAAAGCCAAGCCUCAAACGAAAGCUCUUGGAAUCCUUGGAUGGUGCCUCUUUAGCCAAAAGAUUACAAUUUUAAUAUUAAAUAUAUCAAAGGCGCGAAUUUGUAGACUAAUUAGAUCAUUUUGUAUUGUACAGAAAAUUGAAACGGCAGUUAUUCAGUGAUGUACCAUCACUAUAUGUGAUUUUCGGUAUUUCUGAUGCCACUUGUAUUUAUACAUGUACAAUCCGUUAGAUAUUCAGUUUAAUGAAUUUAGUUCAAUUUUAUAUAGCACAACAGCAAUGCAAUCAGUGUCGGUAAAAAAAAUUGCCGCUCCCAUUGUCAGGAUGCUACCAAUCACAUUAUGUGAUUUGUUUCACUGAUUUACGAUACGGACUCUAAGUUAUCUCAAGUAUUCCAUUUUAACGACUUUAGACAAGGGAAUUGCAAUGAAACAGGGUUACCCCUUGAAUAGAAUAAAAUAUUUCGUCGUUAAUUCUAGAAAGAACCUUUUUCAAUUUUCUAUUUUUUCCAAUAAACUUUUAUAUUGUAGGUAUCACGUGCGAAAUUAUAAAUGAUUUAACAAAUUUUGAUAAAA
Orussus abietinus is the source of this 1616-nucleotide messenger RNA. It is a transcript of the gene Cdk7, whose product is annotated as cyclin-dependent kinase 7. The transcript is spliced from 5 exons. Gene Ontology annotation, cellular component: cytoplasm; transcription factor TFIIH holo complex; transcription factor TFIIK complex. Gene Ontology annotation, molecular function: RNA polymerase II CTD heptapeptide repeat kinase activity; ATP binding; cyclin-dependent protein serine/threonine kinase activity. Lineage: Eukaryota; Metazoa; Arthropoda; Insecta; Hymenoptera; Orussidae. The coding region runs from base 101 to 1117 and encodes 338 amino acids. The record is from RefSeq and is a predicted model, not a curated record. Gene Ontology annotation, biological process: positive regulation of transcription by RNA polymerase II; protein phosphorylation.